GCUCACGGCAAUGUACCCGGACCACAAGUCAGUGGGAGUAGAGGCGCUUGUUCUGGUCCGAGUUCUAUUAGUGCAGCUUGAAACUCAAGGAUUGUUCUUAAGGCAAUGUCGCGUCUGCUCGGACUGGAAUGAAAACCAUACUCUAACAUCCGAAAAUAGACUUGCAAUUUCUUCUGGUGAUAUCAAUCCGAAUUUUAUCGUGCUGAAGUCUGGUUGCAAAGCUGCUCUGAAACCUACAAUGACAAUGUCUGAUACGAUUAUCCUCGGAUCUACUUGCUCGUGACAGUGCGUCUGGUUCUCUGUGCUACUUCACAUAAAGGCGAUUCAAAGACUACAUCUUCGUAAGGUACGGAGAAGUGCGAAUAUCUGCUCGGGAACGAAGCACAGGUGGUCUCUAUUGGUCCUUUUUGACUACGGUGACUAUAGGCUCUAACAUGGGAAUCAUCAUACGGAUUUUGUUGUAACUAAAUUCUUAGAUAUGCCGUCGUCUUCGUCAGAACUGAAUUUUUAAUUCAUGGUGAUUCAAUCCGUGUGAGUACGACAUUUUUGACUCUGUCUAUGAAUGACUGCGUUAGGUAGCACAUCUUUUUAAGACGCGUAACCAGAAGGUGGCUACUACUAGUAUAUUCAUCUUCCUGUUCAUCUCGCGAUUGAUUUACUUGUUAUUUCUAGAUCGUGAAAAAUCUUUCUAUAGAGCAAGAAAAAGAAAAUGUCGGCUCAGGGUUUGCCUGCUCAUAUCUUGACGCUGUUUGGUCCACGGCCCCCAGCUGAACCUAUCCCACGAGUGCUGCCAGUGGUGAAAAGUCACCGGCACAUGACCGGCUGUGCUGAUUUUCUUGCUGAGUUCGAAGACACCAAGCCGCCAAAGCGAGAAGUGUAAGAAGCUCUGGAAAAUAUACAACAUUUCUCUUUCAUCGUCUUUCACAUUUCUCUCUCAUAUGAUCGUCUUUAUUAGAUGAUUGUCUCAAGAAUUAUGAUGUCCGUAUUGCGUAUCACAAGGUAACAAAAACUACAGAGUCGCUUGCUUCUAUCAACAUUUCCUCUUCUCGUCCAUGCACAUCCAACAUGCUACAAUACAUAGGUACGAAGCCCCCAGGGAUCGAAGAGCAAGGAAAAUGAAAGAAAAACAGGAAGAGCACCAGGCGAAGAUUGCCGAGUUGAAAGCCGAAUAUGACCCAAGGAAUGAUCCGAACAGUGGCGAAAGUGAUCCAUUAAAGACAGUUUUCAUCGCUAGAAUCAGCUACGACACAUCCGAGAAGAAGCUGAAACGAGAAUUCGAACAAUACGGACCGAUAAAAAGGUACAGAUAUUACUAGGGAAGUUGCUCCUCUGGACCCCACGUGGCAAAUAUAGUGGGCUAGGAGCUUCCUCCUCACUGCAACACGAUUUUUUUAGGUUCCUUGACUAUUUUGAAAACGAGAAAGAGAGAAGGAAAACACUCAAGCAGCUUGAAAGGCUCAAAGAAUUGCAACGUCGAACGUGAACGAGAAUAUAAGCGAGCGCUGUUCUUCGUCGCUGUUGCAUUUUUUUAGGAUGUGAAAGCCUUUACGCGUGAACGGUAAAGCGAGCCCAUACCUGGCUCAGCCCGCCAGAGUAGCAAGCCAAGCCACGAACCCGAGAGAGCUCGCCGCUGCUGCUUCAGCCGCGAGCCCGAUUCGAGAGUGAAAAAUUAUAGCUUAAUAAUAUAUUAGGAGUAGAUUAAUGGUAUUUUGGUGGUAGUACCAAGCAGGAUGUCCUGCACCUAGAAGGUAGAAUCGUGCUUGGUAAUCGUGGAAAUGAAAAUGAAUAAACUCGAAUUCCAUGGUUCAACAUAGGAAAGGCGUCAGCAAUUGCAUUAGUAGCUCCUUAUAUUUAGCACGAUCUUCAUUUAUUGUCCUUACCAAAACAAAACUACAUCCAUAAUGUUCAGUUGUUUUUAUCCUUAUUGACAUCGAAUUGCAAACUCACAGUUUGAAGAUGAUCUAUGAUUCCAAGUCGGGUAAGCCGCGAGGUUACGCGUUUGUCGAGUAUGAGGAUGAGCGCGAUGCGAAAACAGCAUAUAAGCUCGGCGACGGAAAGAAGAUUGACGGUAGGCGAGUCAUGGUCGACGUCGAAAGAGGACGUACUCUUUUCUAUUAUCUGAUGGCUGAUAAGUACUACAGGAGAGGAUGGAUGCUCAUGAUUGUUCUUAUGACUGCAUGGUUUGACUAGUUGUCUAUACUCAAGUUCUUAUAUUCGCUUACGGGCACUUUGUACCUCGUUUUUCCUUACACUUUUCAUUACUUCUCGACUUCGGGACGAAGCAAAAAACAACAUAUGAACACAGGCACUCAAGAGGGUUGGAUUCCCCGUCGAUUGGGCGGCGGCCGCGGCAGUGGGCGAAAAGCUCGCGGUGCGAAGGCGUCCAAGGCUGACGCGGGACGCGACAAAGCAGCCGGCGACCGCACUAGAGACCGAGAUCGCGAUGCAGACCGAACGCGAGACCGCGAUCGUGGCGGCGACAAGGAGCGCGGUGGCGAUCGCGAUAGAGAACGACGUGGAGACCGCGACAGAGGCGGCGAUAGGGACCGUCGGGACCGCGACAGGGAUGAGCGAAAGCGUGGUCGUGACGACCGCGGUGACGACCGAGGCGACCGCAUGCGAAGGAGGAUGGAUUAGACGUAUAGAUACUCUUUUUUUAUACGAACAACAGAAUGAAAGGAGGACGGCAGCAUGUUGAUAUCAUGGUCGGGCGGUUCGCCAGGAACGGGAGCUAAAACUGGCACACCUUUAUUGAGAAUUUGUUGUGCUAUAUGAACAACCCGACUUUUCGCAGUGUCUCGUGUGAGCUCCUGCGAGGUUCAAGGUUUAACUUUUGCUCGAGCAGGACUUCGUCCAUCUGACAAUUUACACAUAGCUGCACCCCAUACACAAUGUGGAUCCCACGCUUAACACAUGACGUGAAGUACCAGCUGCCUCGAACGAAAAUUAGUGACGCUCCUUCACUGUCCUAAACUGACAAGAAAUUCAAGCUUCACCAGAAUAGCAGAGCAGACACAACAAUGUCGGUCUUGUGCGUGACACGCUUUCCUCUCAUCUUUGCAUUUUAGACGGAUCCCGACAUCACGAAGUGCGAUCUACAACGAUCAAAUAUUUAUAUGUGUAUGUCGAAAAAGAGUAAGGAUAUGGUUCAAAUG
Amoebophrya sp. A25 is the source of this 3155-nucleotide messenger RNA. Lineage: Eukaryota; Dinophyceae; Syndiniales; Amoebophryaceae. The record is from the annotation of a GenBank genome assembly.